GCUCGCUCGCGUGGCAAAUAGGCGUUUCGAAAGUGAAGUCAUGCGCGUUGAUUGGCAGACCGAGUGAUUCGUCGUUAUCUAGUAACGUUGCAAACUAGGGAGUCAGCCGUCGUACUACAUUUUGCAUUACACUUCAAUGGAGGACCGGCCCGGUGGAUGGGUAGCUGAGGGAUGUUUAAAGCAUGAAGGAGAGAGUUGCCCCGGUCUACCGAACGCAUGGGUAGAAAAUGAUCAACGGCAUAGUCAGCAACAGUACGAGGAAGCGCAGACGGAGAAAACCGGUAAUGGAGAAAUACAUGGAACCCUAGUAGAGAGAGAGGACACCCCCUCUGCGCCUGGCCCUGCUGAUUCCUUUAAUUCCUCCAGCAGCAGUCUUGAAACGGCAAAUUUGAAACCGAGACCUCCUGUGAAGCCCCUCGCAACUCAUGCGAAAGGCAGUAGCAAUAGCCAUUUUAAGAACAGUAUGAACUGCAGAAAUGACAAGCCUCCAGAGCUGAAAAUAUGUGAGAGCAAGAGCGAGUCCACUGCUCUACCAAAUGGCAGUGUACUCCUCCAGCCUGGCCUCUAUGCUAAUGGUUACCCGACCAAACCUGCACUGGACAGUGGUGGCAGUGGUUUUGAGAGUGGAUACAUCACUCCCAAGAAACGCUGGGCCCAGCGGAGUGCAAGGGCUGAGCAGAGUGUGACUGGGCAGGAGAAGGCUAUGCUACAUGCGGCAAUGGUUCCUAACAAACGUGAGUCGGAGCCUCAAACCCCAGAGCCUGACAAAAUCUUAACCGGUUCUCAGUCUCUGACUUUCAUCAAAGGUGUUCCGCCUGUGGAUCAGCUGGGUGAACUACAGUGUAAGAACUCUGAGGGCAAGGCUUCUGCAGGCUCUGUUAAAAAGCUGGAAGACCGAUCAGGCAAAGCUAAGGUUAUCUCAUCAAAGGAUGAUUCGUGGACCCUAUUCAAACCUCCCCCUGUAUUUCCUGUGGACAAUAGUAGUGCCAAGACCGUGCCCAAGAUCAGUUAUGCAAGUAAAGUGAAAGAAAAUUUAAACAAAGCGGCAGUCCAAGUUGCGGAGGACAUAUUACCUCCCCAGUCCCAAGUGCCCACCAAACUCUCCCAAGUCCCAAUGUCUGCUGUCAAAACCAUCACCUCCCCUAGCUUUACCAAUGGACCCCUAUCUGGAGAGGGGAUUAACUGCCCCCUUCCUGCCCCCCUGUUUACCACUACUGCUUGCCCUGCCCCCACACAUGUCUCUCCUUUUAACAAGGGAGAGAAUGAAGCAUCCUCACCAAGCCACAGCACCAAUACUCCAGGUGCCCCCUCCAUGACUACAAGAGAGCUGAAAAAUCCCAGUUUCCUGGCUCCUUCAAAUAUGCAAUCUGCACUUCCCAGCGCACGCCAACUUGACACAUCUGCCACUAACACAAGCCCCAAAGCUCUAGUGGACAUUUUCCAGAACCAGUGGGGGCUGUCCUUCAUCAAUGAGCCCAGUGCAGGGCCCGGGGCGGGGGUGGCAGUAGUAGGGCCCCCAGCCCGGAAAGGUCAGAUAAUGGAGAUCACCUUUCAGGGUGGAGGCCCUGCAGCAUUGCCUCUGCAAAUCUCUGCCACAUCCACUUUGAGACCAGACAAGCCCCUGUUCCCAAAGGUUAAUGAGCAGGACAAACAAACAAUCUCCCAUUCCUCUAACAGUAUUGGGAAAACAUGCCCUCUUUUGAAUCCUAGCCCAGAUGGGCUGCGAGGCCACAACCCUGACCCGGACAUUCAGAAGGAUGAGCCUGGGAGUAGUGCUGCCAGAGUGGUCACCUCUUCUAAGGGCCCUGGUGCUGAGCUGCCAGUGGCCUCUUUUGAUCAUCCUGUGGCCAAGGAGCCAAGCCACUCCAAGGGCUGUGAACCAAGGUCUGGCUGGGGGGCUUUUGAUCUAAGAGCUGCUGUUAUUUAUCACAUUAAAGAAGUUGAAUACAUUUGGAAUUUACAGAAACAAGAUCCAAAAAGAGUAGUGUUUUAUGAUCAGACCAAGGAUGGGCCAGUUCCGUUAAGUCAUGACUGAGGGCUGCGUCGUCUUCUGGCUGCUGCCUCAUGUAACAGUGUCCUGGUGGACACUCGGAAAUGCUCCUUCUCCUCCCUGAGACUCAUGUGCAAGUCUUUUCAUCUGGACAGCUUGUGCUAUUUAGGGGAGACUGUACAGUAGCUCUUAUAGAGAUGCUGUCAGUUGGGACAUUACAGGACGGUUGAAUAGUGCGGGAACAAGCAUUUUGACAGGAAACGUCAGCCAGUGUCACAGGCAUUUCUUCCUCAAUUCCCAUGUUCAGAGACAAGCUUGGUGUCGUGUGGGAUGCUCAGUCAGUCUUUUGGUUGCCACCUUCGGUGUCCUCCCCCAAUCUUUGGAGUCACAGGAAAUUGGAGAGAGAUGGCCUCUCCUCCCUUAGUCUUUCAAGGGAGAUAAACUAUUAAAUCAGAUUUGUUUAGGAUUACAAAAUGUUCACAUUGUAUGGACUCUGAAGUGUUACCUCUGCAAAAUAUAGAAUUCAGACUGAAAUCAAUGGAAAUUGCUUGACAUAAGAGCCUUCUAGAUGUUGGAACAAAAAUUUUAAAGUUGGGUUUUCUGUUGUAAUUCUAGAAUGCAGCCAAAUAUCAGGGGAGGCUUUGAAGCCCCCACAAAACAAAUGUCUUAACUUGAUUUUGGAGUAUUGCGAGGUUGAUUCACAUGAUUUUUCUUGUAGUCUCCCUGUUGAGUUACACUAAUGAGAAUUCCCACAUGGGGUGGACAGAUGGGUGGCUGGAACUUGUGAGUUGACGGUUAAAUCAUGAGAAUAUGCAUCCCUGUCCGUUAAGGUCUAGUCUGUUUUCAUUUUCAAAGUUGAGUCUUAAGUCUUAUGUUAAUGAUGGACUGUUCGGGGGCGGGGUGUCUUUCUCACUAUAGACUUGGUGGGUUUGGUAACCAACACUGAACAAAGGCUAUACCUUUUCUGUUGUCUUUUCAAUUUCUGUUAAUCACAGUUUAUACAGUUAAUGCUUUACAUUACACCUGCUUACCAUCUCAGUGCUUGAAUGAAUGCCGCUGCUUAGCGUAAAUGUUAUUUUUAAGGUUUAGUUUUUCUGGGCAGUCUCUUUCUCAUUGGGUUAUUGCACAGAACAGGCCAUUAGGCAGUGACCACUUGUUUGUACUGUAGGAGAGCUUCAGAGUGAGAUUGACGCGGGGCCCAAUUUUAACUAGAAAUAUGCAAAUAUUCACUUUGUAGAAGUCUUCUGUUGACAUUGAUGGAUUUAGGUGAAACGUUGGUCUGAAGGUCUGAUUUACCUUCAGAGAAGAAUUGGGUAAAAAUCAUAGGAUUGGGUUCCAACCUUCUUGGCCUUAACACUCAGUGGAGGAACAUGUGCUAGCUUUUUGUUCCUCUUGCUGUAGUGUCAAGGCCUUGGCUGAGAUAGUGUCACCCUGAGAUAGUGGAGGAUUUCUCCAUUUGUUAAUUUAAUCUGCAUACAUUAUGAUAACUGAUCAGCACUUUGAAUGUAGAUUAUAUAGUUAGAGUAACAUUUUGUAAUUAACCAAAUUAAAUGUCUAAAAUGUAUCCUUUUUGGCUUCUAACAAUCAACAUCCUUCUAAUGAGGACAUUCUGUUUAUGACCUAACAUAAUUGGCCAUGUAAUAAUCAAUGUUGCCAAACUAAGCCAGGGGAUGUCUUUGGAAUUUUACUGUGUAUGCUAGGGUUUUAUUUGUAUUCUUAUUAACUUGUUCAAAUGGCAGAUGGAUUUCACCUUAUUCGGGGAUUAUCUUGCUGUGAUUUUACCAUUGUUUUUGUUUCGCAGAUGUUGGAUCAUACUUUUUUUUUUUUGUUGUCUGAAAAAAUAUGAAAUCUGGGUAUUUGGCAUCUUCCCUUAGUUUGUAUCCCUCCUAAAUUGCAAUUAACGUAUUGGAAAGUAAUGAACUAGCUCUGACAUUUUAAUGGAAAAAUAAAUUCUGUUCUCCUAUAUUUAGAUGGCAUCAGCGGCAGGUGUAAUGGAACAUGCUGAUAAAGCCUGUUCUAGCAACUGGGCCUUGUUCUGGGGUGUUUUUGUGUGUGUGGAUGCAUGCAUGAUGUGUAUCUUCACAAAGGUGGUUAAGUCAACACAAAAUGCAGAGUGCUUUUGUAAAAAUAUAUAUAUAUUUGGGAGGAAAAAAAAGGAAAAGAGAACAUACAAGAACAUCUGAGUUUUGUGAAGUAUGUUUUUCCCCAAAAAAGUUGUGCCACGUUGUCUUGACUGUUCAUUCUGUCUUGUAUUAAGUUAUGUUAGAUUGUUGCUCACUUUUAUUUUCCUGCUGUAGUUAUGGUAAGGAUUUUAACAACAGUUGUCACCAUUUAUAAAUCUAUUAAAAAUUACAUAGAUGAUUAAA
Esox lucius (northern pike) is the source of this 4356-nucleotide messenger RNA. It is a transcript of the gene nufip2, whose product is annotated as nuclear FMR1 interacting protein 2. Lineage: Eukaryota; Metazoa; Chordata; Actinopteri; Esociformes; Esocidae. Gene Ontology annotation, cellular component: nucleoplasm; cytoplasmic stress granule. The coding region runs from base 137 to 2035 and encodes 632 amino acids. Gene Ontology annotation, molecular function: RNA binding. The transcript has 4 exons. The record is from RefSeq and is a predicted model, not a curated record.